Messenger RNA from Haliotis rubra (blacklip abalone), 1021 nucleotides. RefSeq lists its product as uncharacterized. Lineage: Eukaryota; Metazoa; Mollusca; Gastropoda; Lepetellida; Haliotidae. The coding region runs from base 48 to 773 and encodes 241 amino acids. The transcript has 3 exons. The record is from RefSeq and is a predicted model, not a curated record.
UACAUGCAGUAGAAACUUUUGACAAGGGAUGCAGAUCGGAAUCACACAUGGCCAUGUCCCCUGAAAAGAAUAUCAAAACAAACCGUGUUGCUCCACUUAUUGUCAACCCAGUCUCACCUCCGAAGAAUAUCAGCACCACACCAUCAACAGAUACAAGCCUAUCAAAUCAAGCAGCCACCAAUCAAAAUACUGGUAACAUGAUGCAUCAACAGCAGCUCCUCCAAUCAAUGAUGGCGACACAAGCCAGCAUGCAGGCCCUGGACCCCACCAUGAUGAGUAUGAUGUUCCCCAUGAUGUCAAAUAACUUGAUGCAGAUGCCAUCCCUGGGACGAGGACAGAACACAUCCCUCCUUCCAGGUCUACAGAACUUGAUGAAUGGUGGCCUGCCAAAUGUAGGCGUCAUGAAUGCAGGAAGACAAAAUGUGAAUUCUUGCCUCUCCAGCAUGAACGUUGGGUCUCAGAACCCUGGCGUGUCAGCCAUGGGAAUGCCUGGCCUCCAGAAUCUAAUGUCCAUGCCCAACAUUCAAGCUCUCAUGACAGCAGGACAACAGGUGCCAGGGGACCCACGACUCUCUGUUCCUCAAGCCACCAUGGGGGAUCUUCAGGGAAUGCCAAACAUGUCUAACAUGAGCAAUCUGCAGAAUCUGCUUGGGGUGUCCAGUGUACCUUCUGGGCAGACGAGUAAUCCUCAGAACAUGACUCUCCUUCCAGAGCUUCUACCUCUCCUGGACAAUCUUAACAUAAGGGGUAACAGUGGCACUGGAAACCAGUGACAAACUGACUUAGGUUUCCUGAGAGACUUCUCUUACCAUAGGCAGAAGCUCUAAGCCAUUGACAAGAGAGAGCAGCCACAGAGUCAGGUCCUACAGCUGGAGUGUCCUAACAGACUCUUCUAUCUUUUUUAGACAAUUUUACCAUUGAUGACAACACUAGAACCAGAGACAAGACAGUAGUGCUUAAGUGCUGGAAUGUCCAUCAUGGCUUCCUGACAGACUCUUCUAUCUCUUUUGGACAAUUUUAA